AAGGCUCUGGAUUUUCCAGUGUGAGCGUCCCUCACUCCUAAUCCAUGGCAGAGUGUUCAGGAGUCGGGAGAGGAAAGAAGUUGUGGGGAAAAAAGUGAAGAAAGCAAAGUUUGAAACAAAGUUGCAGGGCUGUGCUCGUGACUUAUAGCGGGCUCUGAAACGGGGAAGGCUAAGUAAAGGUCUCUUCCCUGCGGGACGGAGGGGUUUUACACCCUCGGUUUAGGAGCGAGGACUUUGAUUUCUUUUCCUCCCAGCGUGUGAAUACCCGGCAAGGGGGCGAGAACAAAAUGGGGACGAGGCGAUCUCUCUGGACGCUUUACGGACUAACUCUGCUCUUUCAUAUAGCAUGUUACACUCUUACUGUGACCAGUUCAUCAAAAGUAUGGGGAGAAGUCUCACUGCCAGAGGAUUUGGAGACUGUAAAACGAAAUCGAGAACAUUAUAUGGCCGAAUCGGAUGACGAAGACUUCAUAGCAGAUGAAGCUUCUGGAGAGCCGCCAGAAAGUGGUGAGGAAGAGGGAAGCACCCAAGAACCUGAGACCAUCAGUACCACAAGUAUUCCCGCUACAUUAGCGCCCUUUGGGGAAUCACAGACUGUUGAGAAAGUGAUCACCUCCGAUGACCUGGAGAACAACAUUUACAUUUAUUACCGGGCCCUUGUAAACUUUACCAACUCCAUCGACUUUGUGCCAGCACUGGAAGACAUUACAUCCACAGAGUUCCAAGAAGUGUCAGAGGCCGUAGUUGAUACGCUUGAAUCAGAAUAUCGGAAAAUUCCUGGGGAUCAGACAGUCAGCUUAGUCUUAAUCAAGGAUAUUCAUGGAAGUGUUUUCGUGGAGUUGGAUGUGGGUUCUGAUUUUAAUAGCAACGAUCAGCAGAUUGAAAGGGUGCUUUACUCAGUCAUCAGGAGCGGCUCCAUUGCUUCUUAUGACACCUCAGUGACGGGCUUCCAGUUCCGACGGCUUGGAGAAGUGACGCCGCCAUUUCCUCUGCCGCCAGAAGCCAUGGAGUCCCCAGUUAUUACCAGUCCUCGAACCUGCACAGCAGAGGAGUUUACCUGCCAAGAUGGUGAAUGCAUUGAAAUUGGAUUCCGUUGUGAUGACCGGAUUGACUGCCGUGACAUGUCUGAUGAGAUUGGUUGUGAGGAGAUCACUACUGCCCGGCCAGUUGUCACAACUCGUCCACGGCCUUCUCCUACAACAAAGCAGGUAUUAGUGACAAGACCACCUCCAAGAACAGUUGCGCCUGCUGGACGACCAUGUCGCCUGGAUGAAGCUGUAUGCCAGAAUGGGCAGUGUAUCCCAAGAGAUUACCUGUGUGAUGGCGAAAGGGACUGCAAUGAUGGCAGUGAUGAGCUCAGCUGUGGAACCCAGUCACCUUGUGAGCCCAAUGAGUUCAAGUGCCAGAAUGGCCGUUGUGCCCUCAAGCUGUGGCGCUGUGAUGGAGACAACGACUGCGGAGACAACUCAGAUGAGACCUCGUGCCCUACCAAAGGACCAGGUGAAGAAUGCGCCCCAGAACAGUUCGUCUGUGUCUCCAGUCGUCAGUGCAUCCCUGCCAGCUACCAGUGUGAUGAGGAAACCGACUGUCCGGACCGAUCGGAUGAAGUUGGCUGCACUCCACCUGAUGUUAUCCGCCCCCCGGAAGAGACCAUAAUGGCAAACAAGGGUGAAACGGUGCAGUUUACUUGCAUUGCAGUGGGUGUCCCAACUCCCAUCAUUACAUGGAGACUCAACUGGGGUCAUAUUCCCCUUAGUGGCAGAAUUACGAUGACCAGUAAAGAAGGCAGAGGAACUCUAAUCAUCAGAGAUGUGAAGGAUGCAGAUCAGGGGGCUUACACUUGUGAGGCUAUCAAUGCCAAAGGAAUGGUUUUUGGGAUCCCAGAUGGAGUUCUUAUCAUUAAGCAGCAGACAGGCCCCUGCCCCAGUGGAUAUUUCAAUGUGAAGGACAAUUCACGCUGCAUCCCAUGUUUCUGCUUUGGGAUCACUCAGAACUGCCAGAGUACACAGCGAUUGAGGAAGAAGCUCACACUCCGCUUCACUGAGCCGUAUGACUUUAAAGGGGUCAAUGUUUCAUUUCCUUCAAAGCCAGCAAGUCCACCAUUGACCAGCUCUCAAAUUCUUAUCAACCCAGAUUAUGAAGAGUUUCAGCUAGUGGAUUUGUCCAGGCGCUUUCUGAACCUUGAGUCCUUCUGGACACUACCAGCCCCGUUCCUUGGAAAUAAAGUGGAUUCCUAUGGAGGAUUUCUGUCUUAUAAGGUCCGAUAUACCUUAGCUAGGGGCCAGACUGAGCCGGAGGAGAGGCCUGACGUCACCAUCAUUGGAAAUGGACAGAAGCUCAUUUACCGCAGGAAAGUCAACGUGCCUCCCAAUCAAACCAGCCAGCAGAGGAUCCAGUUCAUAGAGGAUAACUGGCAACACGAGAGUGGAGAUGCUGUGACACGCGAAACUCUUAUGAUGACUUUGGUGAACCUUGAUGCCAUCAACAUCCGCACUGUGUAUGAUAACAAGAUGGUUAGUGUUGGUCUGAGUGACAUCACCAUGGAUACAACAACCUUGGAGCACACCAACCAAGGAUCAGCUGAUACCGUGGAGCAGUGCAGGUGUCCUCCUGGUUACACAGGCCUGUCCUGUGAGAGCUGUGCUCCUGGCUUUGAACGUAUUAAAGAGGGUCCUUAUCUAGGCACCUGUGCAGGUUGUCACUGCAAUGGCCAUGCCAGCACCUGUGAUCCUGUCAGUGGCUACUGUCUGAGCUGCCAGCAUAACACAGAAGGCCCACAGUGCAACAAAUGCAAACCGGGAUUCUUUGGAGAUCCUCGGCGAGGACACGCUGAUGACUGCAAGCCCUGCCCAUGUCCUUAUACUGAAACGUCAAGAAGAUUCUCCAAUACUUGCUUCUUGGAUACUGAUGGUCAAGCAACGUGUGAUGCAUGUGCUACUGGUUACACGGGACGGCGCUGUGAAAAAUGUGCUGCUGGGUACCAGGGGAAUCCCUUACAGCCAGGUGGCAAAUGUUUUGCUGUUAAUGGAGAUACCAGAUGUGAUGUUCGAGGAACUGCAGCAGCAUCUUCCAGAAACUGCGUUUGUAAGCAAAAUGCUGUUGGAGUCUUAUGUGAUGAAUGCAAGACGGGCUUCUUCCAUCUGAGUAAAGACGAUCCUGAUGGAUGUACCCCAUGUUUCUGUAUGGGCAUCACCAGGCAGUGCACCAGUUCUCUUUGGAGCAGAGAUCAGGUCCGAGCUUCUAAUGAUGACCAACAAAGAAUGCUAUUCACCCUGUCAAAUUCGGCAAAUACUCGGACAAUCAACACAGGCAUCCUCCGACAAGGUUCUACUGAGCUUACAUUCCGUACAUUUUCUGAGCUGCCAAGUGACAUCUACUACUGGGUUCUGCCUGACCGCUUCAAAGGAGAUAAGGUCACCUCUUAUGGAGGGGAGCUGAGCUACACAAUACGGUACACUCCCAGGCCUGGCUCUUCACUGGUUUACAAUCGACCAGAUGUUGUCCUGCAAGGCAAUGACAUCUUCCUGGAACACUUUUCUGAAACACAGCCCAUUCCUGGCUCCCCAACCACCAUCACCCUUGUUUUCCGGGAGUCGGCUUGGCGGCGUGCUGAUGGACAACCAUGCACACGGGAGCAUCUUCUUAUGGCUCUGGCCAACAUCGGUGUCUUUAUGAUCAGAGCAACUUAUGCUGAAAGAAUGAUAGAGUCCAGCAUUUCAAAUAUUCGAAUGGACAUUGCGGUGCCCUAUUCCACUGGUAAGGAGAAAGCCAGCGAGGUUGAAGAAUGCGCUUGCCCUACAGGUUACAGUGGACCAUCCUGCCAGAACUGUGACUCUGGAUACAUCCGCACAAGUGGCUUAUAUCUUGGAUUCUGUGAACCAUGUGAAUGCUAUGGUCAUGCAAGUCAGUGUGACCAGGAGACUGGAGAAUGCCUGCAAUGCCAACACAACACUGAAGGGCCUCGCUGUGAUCGUUGCAAGCCUGGAUUUUAUGGCAACCCUAAAGAGCAGAAUGGAGCCUGCAGGCCCUGCCCCUGCCCAGGGACUUCAUCUUCAAACCAGUUCUCUCGGACAUGCUUUAUUGACACAGAUGGCCAGCCCACCUGUGACGGUUGUCUACCUGGUUAUUCAGGACGUCGCUGUGAAAGGUGUGCUGCAGGCUACUCAGGGAAUCCUCUUUUGGGUCAACCAUGCCGUGACAACAUAAAUGGUGGUUGUGUCUGUGACCCCAAAGGAAGUCUUAGUGACCGAUGUGAUGUCAGUGGCCAAUGUCUCUGCAAGAUGCAUGUUGAAGGUCGCUCCUGCAGUAGCUGCAAAACUGGUUACUUCCACCUUAGUCCUGAUCAGAGAGAUGGUUGUCUUUCCUGCUUCUGUAUGGGGGUCACACAACAGUGCACCAGCUCUUCUUACUACAGGGACCAGAUUGCUACUUCAUUUGCUCCUGGAAACUUUCAGAACUUUGCCCUUCUGAACAGGCAGCGCAGCAAUCGUAUCAGCACUGGCUUCACCGUGGAAGUGGGGGCCUCUGGUGACACCCAACUCUCUUACAGCCAGUUUAACCAACUAGGCCAGGAACUCCACUACUGGCAACUCCCAGAGGACUACCAAGGGGACAAGAGGGAGGCUUUCUUUGCCCGCAUGAGGCGAGCACACAAGAAAGAUUUCAAUUUGACGGAGGAACAAUUGCGCAAGGAUGCAGUCAUCUGGGACUUAAUGGACUCCAUUAGGAAAUCAAAUCCCAGGACAAAGCGGGCCAUUCCUAAGUCCCCAGCCGAAAUAGAAGAGAUGAAGCGUCUUGACGAUGAGAUUUGGGAGCUCAUAUCCAGCUUCUCCUCCAACUCCUUACCACCUACCCCAGCUCCUGAGCUAGCCCCACCACAACUAAGUUCUAAAACCCAGUCUAGCCCUUCUGCUACACGUUCUUCUUCCUCAUUUCAUUCUCCCCCUUCUAGCUUGAGUUCCACUGCUAGGGCACAGCAGCGCCCUUCUCCCCUGGCCGCACCUCCAGGAUACUCUUCUAACCUACAUGAUUUCAAGAUGAAUCCUGCCAUACAAGUUCAAAGGCAGGAGAUGACAAACGUUGCGCCGAGGCAGUAUAUACUGCCACGGGGCCACAGACCUGUCGACAAUGACCAGUAUGCUUUGGUCUACAAAGGUUUCAGUUUGCUUCCUGAAGGAACCUACUACUGGCAAUUGCCACAAGAGUUUAAAGGGAAUAAGGUUGGAUCAUAUGGGGGUCGUCUGCGUUAUACUCUCUCCUACAACGCUGGGGCAAGAGGUUCUCCAUUACGUGAUGCUGAUGUCCAAAUCUCUGGUAACGACAUCAUGCUUGUGGCAUAUCACGAUGAACACCUGAGGCCCAAGGAGCAGAGGAGCUUCGAAAUCGUCUUCAGAGAGCAAUUCUGGAAGAGGCCUGAUGGACAGCAAGCCACUAGAGAACACCUUCUGAUGGUCCUGGCUGACCUUGAUGACAUUUUGAUUAGAGCCUCCUACUCGACUGACAUGAUCUCAGCCAGCAUUUCAAAAGUCAGCAUGGAUGUGGCUGUGCCUAACUACACUGGUCUCCAGCAGGCCUUGGAGGUUGAACAGUGCCGCUGUCCUCCUGGCUACCAAGGCCUUUCUUGUCAGGACUGCUCUCCAGGAUACACUAGGACGGCUGGAGGACUCUACCUUGGACACUGUGAAAUAUGCGAGUGCAGUGGUCAUUCAGAUUCUUGCCAUCCAGAGACUGGGGCCUGUACGAAUUGCUUGCACAAUACUGUUGGUGAGUUCUGUGAUCAGUGUGCCCCCGGCUUCUAUGGUGACCCAACUGCUGGAACACCAGAAGAUUGCCAGCCUUGUGCCUGCCCUUCAGCUCACCCUGAGAACAGCUUUUCUCCUACUUGUGAGAGCCAUCAACCAGGAGGUUACCGCUGCACGGCAUGUUUACCAGGACAUACAGGCCAAUACUGUGAACGGUGUGCCACUGGAUAUGAAGGCAGGCCACAGGAAGGUGUCAAGUGCCGCCCUAUCAACAGUUAUGCAUUUCUAGUGCAAGUGGAGCCCAGGAAAGCAGUGAUAUCUCAAGGUGGAGAAGCAACACUCCAUUGCCAAGCCUCAGGCUCACCUCCUCAUUACUACUACUGGAGCAGAGGAGACGGACGGCAGAUACCUUCCAGUGCUCAGAUAAGGCAUCAAGGCCAAGAGCUGCAUUUCUCACGUCUUCAGCCCAGUGAUGCUGGCGUGUACCUGUGCACGUGUCGGGGUUUGCACUAUGCCAACACCAGCCGCGCAGAGCUCAUUGUCACAGCUGAGCCUUCUAAAGCUAUCCAAGUAACUGUUGAGGAGCCCACAAUGCAGCGUGUCUCCGUUGGGUCCACAGUCAACUUCAUCUGCACUGCUAAGAGUAAGUCUCCAGCAUACACUCUGGUAUGGACCCGACAAAACAACGGCAAGCUUCCCGACAGAGCGAUGGACUUCAAUGGAAUUCUGACCAUCCACAAUGUUCAGCCUGAAGACCAAGGCAGAUACAUCUGCACGGGCUCCAACAUGUUUGACAUGGAUGAGGGUACUGCUGUCCUCGGCAUACAAGACACUCCACAGAUGUUUUAUCAAGCCUAUGAAAUGUUAGAAGGACAUAAAAAGCCUGUCGUAGGGGUCCAACCUGUGGCAACCGUUGAUCCACCAGUACUGACCAUCCAACAGGGCCAGCGGGCAGAAUUCCACUGCAGUGUCACGGGCAACCCACAGCCCUCUAUUGAGUGGCUUGGAGGUCAAGGAAACCGAAUUUCCCCCCAUGCAAUAAUCCAAGGAGGAAGUCUGGUGAUCCCAGCAGUGGAACGUGCAGAUGAGGCAGAGUAUCUGUGCAAAGCCCUAAACGCUCAUGGAGAACACGUGGCUCGGGCUGUACUUUAUGUGCACAGUGCCAGCCUUCCUCACAUCCAAGUAAGCCCCCAGAGAAUGUCAGCCAAUGAGGGUGAGACUGUGAGGCUCUACUGUCGAGCCGGAGGAACACCAAGUCCUGCUCUGUCAUGGAAAAAACUUGGAGGCCAUCUACCAUCACAGGCCAUUCCAUCUUAUGGUUUUCAUCAGUUUAAAAGCAACAGCCUGGAUGUUUUGCAGAGACGCAUCGAGGAGAUGCAGGCUCGAAUGGAAAGAACUGAUAUAGGCACCUUGGUGAUCCCAUCAAUAAAGUCCUCUGAUGCCGGCAUUUAUCUGUGUGUUGGGACUAACGCCAUUGGCUCAUCUGAAGCUCGAAUUGAAGUAUCAGUCAUUGUUGCUGGGAGUGCGCCAUCUCCAGUGAAAAUUGAGCCUGCAUCACCCACCGUGCAAGAAGGCAGGACAUUGGACUUGACAUGCCUUACCAAUGGGUCUCCACCACCUGCAAUAACUUGGCAUAGAUCAGGAGGGUCCCUCUCAUCCAACCACCAGGUAUCAGGACCACGUCUACGCAUUCUCCAAGCUUCAGCAGCCGAUAUUGGAACCUACACCUGCAGAGCAACCAGUGCCCUAGGAACUGAAGAAGCCUCUGUGUCUCUCUCUGUCACUUCCCAACAGUCAAGACAGCAGUCCCCAAUUAUUUCUAUUGAACCUCACAGUGCUGUUGUUCGCCAAGGGGAGAUUGCCAGCUUCAGGUGUCGUGUCUUCAGUGGAACUCAACCAAUUAAAAUUGAAUGGAAAAUGGGAAACAACCAACCAUUGCAAGAUAAUGUGAAGAUUGGUCCUGAUGGAUCAGUGUUAACAAUCGCCAGUGCCCGCUAUUCCAACCAAGGGGGCUACCGCUGCGUGGCCAGUAAUCUCUUUGGAAUCACACAUAGUAUUGCCUCGCUCACAGUUAAAGGCCCCCCCACAGUGUCCGUCACACCAAAGGGUACUAUCAGAGUGAAAGUAGGAGAACCAAUCAACCUAGAAUGCAACGGAGCAGGUGACCCUCGACCAACCGUGACCUGGCGCAGGUUGAAUGAUGCUCAGAAGCUCAUCAUUCAAAGCCCAGUGCCAAUGGACUCCAAUGCUGUAAUGCAGAUCCUCGCAGCUAGACAUGAAGAUUCUGGCACCUAUGUCUGUGUAGCAAGGAAUCAAGUUGGCACUGUCCAGGCCCAGGUAGAGGUCAUAGUAGAGGGAGGUCCUAUUGUCCCCACUAUCCCAAUUGCUUCUGUAGACGAGCCUAUGUUGAUAGUGGUAGAAGGAGGCACAGCCACCCUGCGUUGUUCAGCCUCAGGUUAUCCCACCCCAACCAUCACAUGGUCAAAGCUGAGAGCACCUUUACCGUGGAAGCACAACAUUGUCAACAACACUCUGAUGCUUCCAAAUGUUGGGCGCCAGGACUCAGGACAAUAUAUCUGUAAUGCCACAAAUGUCAUGGGCACUUCUGAGAUCACCAUCAUGCUUGAUGUAGAAACUCUUCCAUAUGCUACAACUCUGGAGGACAGCCUUUCUGUACAAGUUGGCGAAGUGAUCCGACUGCAGUGUCUCGCCCAUGGCUCAGCACCUCUUAAAUACCAGUGGUUUAAAGUGAAUGGCACCCUUCCCUCCCGUGCUCGAGUUCAGGAAAGCACCCUGCAGAUAAAUUUGGCCGCUACAACUGACUCGGGUACCUACAAAUGUGUGGUGAGCAACAAGGUCGGAACCAGUGAAUCUUUUGCAAGUGUCACCGUGAUGUCACACCUAGAGGUGCGUGUGUCACCUCAUAUUGAAGUAAAAGGACCAGGCAGCAGCGUGGAGUUCAUCUGUUCAGCCACUGGAGAUCGCCAGACAAAGAUUGAGUGGAUAAAGGAAGGUGGCCAUUUGCCGCCAAACCAUCGCAUUGUCAAUGGCAUACUAAGAAUUGAGAAUUUGGAGAAGGCCAAUGAAGGUGUCUACAUAUGCAAAGCUUCCAGCAGAGCAGGCCAAGCUGAAGACCGAGCCAAGCUUACUGUCCAAGCUCUGCCUAAAGUGAUGAUCAAUGUUCGGACUCAAGUCCAGAUGGUCAUGGUGGGUAAUGCCGUGGAGUUUGAAUGUGAAGCUAUCGGAGAUCCCAAGCCUGUGAUUAGUUGGAGCAAGGUGGAUGGAGACCUGCCAUCACACAUUAUGGUCAAAGAGGGCAUGCUGAGAAUUGACCAGGUGAAGGAGUCUGAUGCUGGCCACUACCGCUGUACUGCAACCAAUGAAGUGGGCUCAGUCCAGUCUGAGGUGGUCCUAAAUGUUCAAACUUUGCCAGUUAUUGCUGCUCAGCCAGAAGUGAAGGAAGUCACUGAGGGAUCAACAGCAGUCUUUCCCUGCUUAGCUUCAGGGUACCCAAUUCCAGAUAUUAAAUGGACAAAGCUGGAAGGGGAGCUCCCAUCAAACGCUUCUGUGGAAGGCAACGUGUUGACAAUCCCCUUUGUUACCUCAGUGCACACUGGGACUUAUGUAUGCACAGCCUCAAACAACCAAGGCAAGGUCCAGGCAUUCUCCAUGCUUAAAGUGCGAGAACGUGUGGUGCCUUAUUUCACCCAGACUCCUCUUUCCUACCUCACUCUGCCAACCAUUAAGAAUGCAUAUAAAACCUUUCACAUCAAAAUAACUUUCCGACCAGACACUCCUGAUGGUCUUAUGCUAUAUGCUGGAAUGAUCAUCUAUAAUGGACAGAAGAAGAGCACUGGUGCAGACUUCAUCUCAUUUGGACUAGUAGGCGGACGCCCUGAGUUCAGGUUUGAUGUUGGGUCGGGCAUGGCUACGAUUCGUUACCCAUCUCCUAUUAAGCUGGGCGAGUUUCACACUGUGGUUCUGUAUCGCAAUCAGACUCAAGGCUCAAUUGUAGUUGAUGGACAGAAUCCAGUCAAAGGAAGUUCUCAGGGUAAAUUCCAAGGUCUGGAUCUCAAUGAACAGCUUUAUGUUGGUGGUUAUCCUGAUUAUAAAGCCAUUUCCAAAACCACUGGACUCACCAGUGGCUUUGUGGGUUGUAUCCGGCAGCUUAUAAUUCAAGACGAUGAGGUCAUUUUUAAAGACCUGGAUCGGAGUUCUACUGGUAUUUCUAAUUGCCCCACCUGCAGAGAUCAACCAUGUCAGAAUGGUGGCCUCUGUAGAGAUUCUGAAGCAAGUAGUUAUGUCUGUGAUUGUCCUCGAAGGUUUACUGGAAGCAACUGUGAGCAUUACUCUGCACUGCACUGCCACCCAGAGGCUUGUGGACCAGAUGCAACUUGUAUCAACAGGCCAAGUGGAGAUGGCUAUGACUGCAGAUGUCAUCUUGGAAAAUCUGGAGACAAAUGCACUGAAGGCACUUUAGUGACUACACCUUCUUUCAAUGGAGAGACCUCCUUUAUCACUUACCCUCCCUUGACUAACAUCCAUUAUGACCUGCGCAUUGACUUGGAGUUCAAGCCAAUCUUUCCUGAUGGGCUUUUAUUCUUCAGUGGAGGCAAAAAGGCGAAGGUGGAGGAUUUUGUUUCUAUUGCUAUCAUAGAUCGAUAUGUUGAGUUUCGAUAUGAACUGGGAACAGGCAUGGCAGUACUACGCAGUGCUGGGCCCUUAGUUCUAGGCAGAUGGCACAGGAUUACUGCAGAACGAAAUAAUCAGCAUGGCACGCUUAAAAUAAAUGAUGAAAAGGUGAUCAGCAAGUCCUCUCCUGGGAAGGCACAGGGACUCAAUAUCCACACCCCUAUGUAUCUGGGAGGAGUCCCCAACUUGAACAUUAUACCUAAACCAGCCAACAUCUCUGAACUCUUUGAAGGAUGCAUUGGAGAGGUUUCAAUCAAUGGCAAGAAGGUGGAUAUCUCCUAUAGCUUCACUCGCAGUGAGGAUAUCUCGCAGUGCACUGAUGACAGCCCCUGUGACAGGAUGCCCUGCCUUAACAAGGGGACAUGUUUCCUGACAGGAGAAUACGAGUACCAGUGUAUCUGCAAGGAGGGGUAUGAAGGUGACCGUUGUGAGAUCAUUGUGGAUAUGUGCCUGGCAGAAAAUCCUUGCAUGAAUGGUGCCGUGUGUACCAAAAAGCAAUGCGUUUGUCCCAUGGGAUUUACAGGCCAAUUUUGUGAGAAAGAAUCACCUAUUCAAUAUUCUGCAUACUUCUCUGAUGACGGCUAUAUGACUUUACCAAAGCCUGUGUUUCCCAGAAGUUCCCCAGAAGCUCCUGAAACUAUUGAACUGGAAAUCCACACAACGUCACCUGAUGGGGUGCUACUUUGGCAAGGAGUGGAAUUAGGUGAAAAUGGAAAAGGUCAAGAUUUUAUUAGCCUCGGGCUUGAAAAUGGACAUGUUGUUUUCAGUUAUCAGCUGGGAAGUGGUGAAGCCAAAAUCAUAUCAGAAGAUCCUAUUAAUGAUGGUGACUGGCACAAGGUUACUGCAGUAAGGGCUGGAAGGCAUGGGUAUAUCCAGGUGGAUGGAGAUGAUGUGGUGACAGGGGAGUCUGGAGGAGCUAAGGUCAUGGUCAACACCAAAGGGAGUAUAUAUUUAGGGGGCACGCCAGACAUUGAAAUACUAACUGGUGGGAAAUUCCAGUCUGGAAUCACAGGAUGUAUCAAGAACCUUGUCCUUAUGAACGCCCAGCCAGGAGAGGCACCCCAUCAACCCAUUGAUUUGCAAGUUCACGCCGAAGAUGGGGUCAAUGUUAAGGAGUGUCCUUCUUAGGCUCUCCUGUGUUUACAAGGACAAAGACAAAGACUUUGGAGGGAAAAAACAUACAAAAAGGAAAAAAGAAAUGGUGCUUUGCUGCUACCAAAAAAAAAGAAAAAACAACAAAAGGAUUGUCUUGUGUUCUGUAUUGAAAAGCAAAAACAAAAAAAGAAGUCUUUUUAAAUCGUUCCCCCUUAUUGCAUUGAAUGAAGGACUGUAACAAACAGUAAGAUUCAGGUCAGUCACCACUUUGCCCAACAAUCAGCACAACAGAGCAUCCUUAUCGGCCCCUAGUCAAGGAAGAGCCUAUGGAGUUUACCGUUUUUGUACAGCACUGAAUUGUUUCUUACGGGAUAUAAACACAGCCCUGACCCAGUUUGGUAGUUUUGUUUUCUACAAUCCAGGUUCUGAUACUGUGUUUUUAUGUCUUUGUGGCUGAGUUGUGUUAAUACUUGAAGAUUUAUUUUUUGCCCUUGUCUUUCAUUUAACUUUUUACCCCUUAUGGUGCCCUCCGUGCCAUGAGGUGGGCAUGCUCUGGACCCUCUCGCAAGAAAGGAUAUAUUUCCUUGUAGCUCUGUGUUUGCCUUUUUGACGGAUACAAUUUCUGGGGUUUAUUUCAGUGAAAUCUCUAAUAUUAAAGGCAUCUUUCUCAACCCGUGGGGUUACUAGUGAGAUCUGGACAUUUUAUUUUAUUCCCAGAAGGGGAUUUUUAGACUGAUAGGAAAGUUUGGAAUAGAAUUCUGCAGAGAGGGUGAUGGUUCCCUUACCUUCCCUGCAGAAUUACUUUGAGACACAGUUUACUUAAAUCACGCGUCCUAUGACAGCGACAGCAAACAGAGCAACACAUAAACCGGCCGGAUUCUAACACUGACAAUGACUGUGCCAGAAUUUGAAGGAAUGUUCAAGUUAAAUUCCCUUCCUCCCCUU
Molecule: messenger RNA, 12473 nt
Organism: Polypterus senegalus (gray bichir)
Lineage: Eukaryota; Metazoa; Chordata; Cladistia; Polypteriformes; Polypteridae
Gene: hspg2
Product: heparan sulfate proteoglycan 2
Exons: 88
Coding region: 288-11561 (3757 amino acids)
Biological process (GO): cell-cell adhesion
Cellular component (GO): cell-cell junction
Molecular function (GO): cell adhesion molecule binding; calcium ion binding
Source: RefSeq, a predicted model, not a curated record